AACUGCUAAGCUGUAGAACACCCAGUGCUUGAAAAUUAAUUCUAAAAAGUUUCUAAUACUCAACAAAAAGUCUGUUGAACAAGUUUGUCAGUCAUAAAACAAAUUAAAUUUACUUCAGCAACGAGACAUAUUUUUUAAAACGUUUAAAAUUCAUAUUACUUUCCUAAAUAAACGAGACUUCUACAAGCAAGAUGAACUCUACGAAGCGAUCGACGCGUCAAUCUCACAAAAAGCCGAUUAGCCACGAGGUUAAGGACGUUGAAUCGGGCAUACCACUACGUACAUUGGAGAGCAUUUACGAUUCAAAACAUAUGUUUUUCUCGCAGGAGGAUUUUCAGGGCUGGUAUGAGGAAAUGUGGUCGGCUUCAGAUACUAAACAGAAAUCUAAAAUGCAGUUAUCACGCACAUCGCUACUACGACUAGACUAUCUGCAAUUUAAGGCGGCACGUAUAAUACAAAAAUACCUGCGCCGUUGGUAUUAUCAGCGUAUCUAUCAACGCAAACGUACCGCGGCCAUACGCAUACAAUAUGAAUGGCGGAAAUUCUACAGGAAGCAUAAUACAUACCGCAAGUUGGAGGAGGAAACUCAAGAGGUAGUCGAAAAAUACUAUUUCCGGCAAGCGCAGAAGAUACAAGCGCUGUGGCGCGGUUGGUACACACGUCAAUACAUACACGAUCACAGUCAAUUAUUAAAGACGCAAGUUUUAACCGCCGAAGAGCUGCUGCAAUGUGUGGCCUUCAAGCUGCACCAUAUGAUGCGCACCUAUCAAAUACCCGGUGUUUACUCAUUAAGAAACUCACACUGUCUCUCGAAAGUGGAAAAACUCUUAGCAGCCAUGUCCUUCAAGCAGCAUAAUAAAUAUGUGCGCCAGUUGCGUGCCAAGCUGGAAAAUCAAACAAAUAUUGCGCGCAAGAAGUUUGAGCAUUCGUCUUACACUACCUUGAUACCAUAUCCAGGACCAAAUGUACAUGGUCAUUGCGAUCCGAAAUGCGAAAUUUUGGAAAAAUCUAAGGAUGUGGAUCGUCGUAUGUUCAAUAUCUUAAAUAUUUAUGAACAAGCCGCUAGUGCUCAAUUACGCGACAAGCAUCGAGCGGUGAAAAAAAGACGCCGAUCUGUUGAACGAAAAGAGAAGAAAGCCGUGGCCGCUGCUAAAUCAAAAAUAGCGCAACGCAAGUCAUCUACAGUGGAAAAGAAGACCGAUUUCUGUGAGGAUAUUGUAAACAGCAUGAAGCGUUGGAGUAUCUUGAGAGAUAACAAUGUGGCCGUAGAUCCAGAUAUCUUUCGACGUCCAGAGAUGUUAGAGAAUUUCUUGCAUGAAAUUGAGACCAUCUAUAAUAUGAUGCAGGAGCAUUGCCAUUGUAAAAUAAAAAUUCUAGAGCAAUUAUGCCACUGAAAACAUAAGAAACAGAGAGCCAACGACGUGUAUAGUCUUGUUAUUAACCUUUAAUAAUUGUGAAAAAUAAACUGAAAGAAGACGAAAUCGCAAAAA
This is a messenger RNA of Bactrocera oleae (olive fruit fly), 1490 nucleotides long. The record is from RefSeq and is a predicted model, not a curated record. Lineage: Eukaryota; Metazoa; Arthropoda; Insecta; Diptera; Tephritidae.